This is a messenger RNA of Hyaloperonospora brassicae, 2463 nucleotides long. Lineage: Eukaryota; Oomycota; Peronosporomycetes; Peronosporales; Peronosporaceae. The record is from the annotation of a GenBank genome assembly.
AUGAUGGACGACGGGUCGAGACGGGCGCUUUACGCGUAUCCUCCUGCAGCUGCUGCUGCUGCAACUCCCGCGUCGUUGUCUCCUCUCGCACUCGCCACGUCGGCAAACCAUCGAAACAAGCAGCGAAAAAAAGCAGGAAAAAAAGCAGGAAAAAAGCAAGACAGUCCGCCGUCACCACGUGCCGCGGGUCGGUCCAAGACGGAGCAAGUGGUGCUCGAGUUCCUGUACAAAGCAGCGGAGCUCAUUGUCCAGAGCCGCGUGAACCUCGAGGCCGAACCGGAUGGGCGGCGCAGCAGUCGUCGCGCGCGCUUCAACUUGGACAUUGACGAGGUCCCGAUCGUUCGAGACGCUAUGGCUGCGUGGCGAGACGACGUGCGUCGGCCGCUGGCGAUCGACAUUGUCUACGACGAAGCAGCUGGCAGCGGGCGCACGCAGGUGCUGCUCGAGCGCUGGAGCGUCACAUUUGCAGCUGACGGCGAGAGCGCGAGCGCUGUGUGGUUGGGCUCGACGCAGGACGUGAUCCAGCAACUGAAGGAAGUGUGCAAGAAGAUUAGUGUGCUGCUGCGCGCCUUGUUCGCGCUGAUGCGGCAGCUGCCGGCGCAUCGGUUGUUCGCGCAAUCGUAUCCUUCGCUGCUGAGCUACACGAUACAUGCAGCGCCAGCGAGUGAGGCCACACGAGCGUUUGAGACGCAACAGGUCGCUACGAGUGGAUACGCGUUUGUGCCGAUCGCGACACCGUUUGGUUUGCUGAGAGUGGCGACAGUGUAUCGACGAGACUGCAGUCUGUUUACCGAGCAACAGGAGCAAGCUGCGUCGUCGCGUAUCUUGCAGAAUAGUUUCAUUAUCCAGGACUAUGUGCCAGGAUCACCGGACUUGGUUCCUGCAAGUGCUCCUGCGCCAUCGUGGACAAGAACGGCGUUGGUCCAGUCGCCGACGGGGGAGGCAGCUUCGCACACGGAUGCGUUUAUGCCAGUCCGUGAUGCGCAGCAGCUCCGUGACAAUGACGUCGGAGCUUUGCCGCGAUGUCGGUCAUCGCCUCGCUCGAUUCCUGUGUCACUUGCCGAUCGGCCGCAGCGGCAGUUCAGUAGUGCAGAUGAUGUGGAUGGCGAGCACACGGGGGAAGUCGCAGCAGUGUGUCGUCAGCCUGGUAUGUCCAAACCUGUGGCAAUCCCACGUUCUGGUAUCGAAGGGGGCAUUGCUGCUGCUGGUCCAUUACGCGCGGGGAUACGGAAUGAGUACGGCGAAGACAAGAGCGACGGCAGACUGGUUCAGCACGCACAUUCGUACGGUGGUGAGCAAGACAUUCGAUUGCGGGGUGCAUCUCUGGACCCGAACGUGACUGCAGCACCUUAUGGCUACGGCAAUGUCGCAAUUGAACGGAAACAACCGCAUCAGUGCUCGCCGUCGGUCGCAUUCCAGCAACGCCAGCAACAGCUGUGGGAGGGUACAGAUCGUCAGGAUGGCGAGAUCGGGCAACGUGGUUCGCCGACGUUCGGUCGCGAUGAGUUGCCGCUGAGCAACAGCAGUACGGGGUGCCACCCCUUGUCGACGCCUCCUCGUCACCCUCAGAGCAAUCUGUUGCAGCGUCAUGAUGUGAGGCGCAGACACAUGUCGUUCAAUGGUGCUUUUGUUUCCGAAGUGGUUCAUUCGCAUGUUCCAAGUGCCCUUGUGGGUGUUCCUGCGAAAAGAGACGCCGUUCUACGUUCGCAUGGCGAUGCACAAACCGAUGACGUGGCGAUGUUCUCUGUGAGCCCUCCGUUCCGAGCGAAUCCGUGCGAGCUGUCGUCGACGUCACCCGGUUGUUCGAACAGCAAGAGCCGCAUCCAGUCCGGCUCGAGCAACCUGCCCACGUUUGUGACGACGGAUCAGUAUCAGCCGCGGCUCCAUAGUGCGAAGGGUCCACCUUCUGAGAGUCUGCUCUCUGCACAGUCGCGGGGUUUCUCGCCGGACUUUGGCGAUUGUGGUGUCACGGCAUGGGGAGUCUCACCUGACGCGCCGGAUCUGUUCAGCCUUGCACUUGUUGGUGCUGGUGCUGGUGCUGGUGUGAGUAGAGGCCGGCCUCGACUGUUGCUCUCCGAGAGACCAGAUACCGAAGGCACUAGUAGUGUCCAAGGAGAUGCAUCCUCGAGUGAUGGCUUGGACAUGCUGUUGCCUUUUGCACUGGGAGACGGCUCGAUGACGGUCGGCACUGCCUUCGAGACGCAGUCGACAAGUACGCUCAACUGUUCGUCACGACUGGAGACUGCAGCGGUGGGUGCGUUUCUGCACCAGCUGAAGAACGCGCCUCGGCUGAGCAGAUCUACUACAGAUGAUGCUGUGUCGUCUUCGUCGGUAGCAGCAGGUGACAGACCGGGCAAGCCGUCGAACAAAGGCAGUCAUGACAUUUCUGCCCAGGCUUCAAUGUUCGACGACGAACUCGCUGGUUUUCGCAGGCUGCGGGACGAGCUUGCACGAGCGCUUUGA